CUUAUCUGGCUGAGUUUGAGGCGGCGGGUGGCCAGAACAUUCGGUUCAUUACUUUGAAGACCAUGUACACGUCUGCUAUGGAUGGGGGACGCUAUGAGGAUGCUGCUAGGAUCUGGCUGGUGAACCAGCUUGGUGCCACCCUCUUUGCCAGCAAGAGUGGUGGUUACCACACUACUAUCUACUGGAUCGGGAUGCUUGAGGACCUCGGUCGCGUGUCGGAGUACGCGUGGAGUGCGAUUGCGCUGGCUUCGUUGUACGAACAGCUGAGUCGUGCUUCCCGCAGGAAGACAGCGCAGAUCGGUGGGUUCACCUCCCUCGUGCUGUCAUGGGCGUAUGAGUACAUAUCCAGCAGCGUCAUUAUCAGGACGGAGGUCCCCGGCUACACACAGGACCAGCCUAGGGCGCAGCGGUGGUCCACGUCUCGGAUCGCGCAUUCCGGACUCGAUGAGAGACGGGUCAUGCUCGAUGAGCUUACAGUGGAUGAUAUCACAUGGACCCCUUUUGAGGACCAUCGAGAUGUUCGACCGCGGGAUCCCAGGGCCCUCUAUUCCGGCUACAUCCGGACACCUUACGGCCGGUCUGUGAGCCUACAUCUACCAGAGCGGGUUAUGCGCCAGUUUGGCUUCAUACAGGACAUCCCUCGACACCCCUCUGAGAUCCAGACGACGGGGUCCCUUGCUGAGACCGCAGAUGCUGCCUAUGCUGAGUUUGAGCCGCACCUCCGCCCUCAGGGGAUACCUGCUACAUAUCCGGGAGAGGCGGUGGAGGGUUACAUGAGGUGGUAUAGCAGAGUGUCACAUGUGUUCAUCAUCCCUGAGGAUAGGAGGGAGGAGCUUAGUGCCGUGUCUGCCAUACGUAGGGGUGUGGAGUUGUUGGAGCAGUCCCUGGAGGUGCCAGGUGCUUAUGCUCCAGGGACACAGCCCCGGAUCCUCACGGAGAGGGCGCUCGAUCUCUUUCGACGGAGUUCCUUCGUUGGUACCCAGGGAGUUGCCUUUUCUGCUAUUCGAGGAGCCGCAGCUGCGGGAGGCAGAGCUCGUGGAGGCAGAGCUCGUGGAGGCAGACCCCGUGGAGGCGGAGCUCGUGGAGGCAGAGCUCGUGGAGAGGGUGAUCCUGGAGAGGGUGUUCGUGGAGGUCGAGCUCGUGGACCCAGAGGUCGCAGGGGGCGGGGUCGGGGAGAGUGAUUUUAUUACACUUGUUAUGUGGGAUCCAUUAUUAUGUAUAUGUUAGGACUUUUUAUGUUAUGUUAUGACUCUUUCCUCGUUUUAUUUGCAUGUGUUAUAUUUUUAGUCUUAA
Messenger RNA from Lotus japonicus, 1293 nucleotides. Its product is annotated as protein MAINTENANCE OF MERISTEMS-like. The record is from RefSeq and is a predicted model, not a curated record. The transcript is spliced from 3 exons. Lineage: Eukaryota; Viridiplantae; Streptophyta; Magnoliopsida; Fabales; Fabaceae. Bases 63 to 1181 code for a protein of 372 amino acids.